AUUCCCCGACCCAUGAACGCCUUCAUGGUGUGGGCCAAAGAUGAGAGGAAGAGGCUGUCUUUGCAGAAUCCCAACCUUCAGAACACAGAGCUCAGCAAACUGUUGGGGCGGUGUUGGAAAUCGCUUACUGUGGUGCAGAAGCGGCCAUACAUCCUGGAAGCGGAGAGGUUGCGGGUUGAACACAUGUUGGAGUAUCCCAACUACAAAUACAGGCCACGACGAAAAAGCCAAACCCGUGGUCCCUACAGGAAUGGCAUUUCUGCUCCCAGGGAUGGCACUGACCAGCUGGAAUCUGCAGGCCUUCAAGACAAGGAACUGCCCACCAGCACCCAAACAAUGGAUCAUAUCAGCAGCCCAAACCUCCCCCCAAAGAUAAAUUCACCCUCCAGCAUGCCGGAAACCUUCCCUUUUGGGAAACAGUCUCCAGUCUCCAGAGAGCAACUUACUCACCUACUUCGCACAUCAGAAACAGGGAAUGUAUCGACAGGGAUGGAAUGGUCGAGGUCUCAUCCAGUUUAUAGUCAUCCCGAAACUAAAUGGAGUGCAAAUGGCAGCCAAUUCCACCAGCCAAGCCCACUGCUCCCUCCCCAUGAUACAGCACUGUGUUCUCACAACACGGGAGUAGGAACUUCUCCAUUGGUCGGAAGUUUAGCCCAGUGCUGUAGUCAGCUAUGUCAAGCUCCGCAGACAGUGAACAGCUCAGAAGCCCUUGAUAGUUUGUGCUAUGCUGAACUACUGGCUGAUGUGGAUCGCAAUGAGUUUGACCAGUACCUCAACAAUGACUCCUGGUCCGAUCCACUUGGCCAUCUAUUGAACGAGAAGGUCUUUGGGAGCAAUGACACCAGUGAAACUGAUCUUGUGUCUGUGUUGGCUGACAUGAACACAGCCUGUUAUAAUACCAUUUCCAGAUUCAUUUGA
This is a messenger RNA of Chiloscyllium plagiosum (whitespotted bambooshark), 918 nucleotides long. Its product is annotated as transcription factor SOX-7-like. Gene Ontology annotation, biological process: cell differentiation; positive regulation of transcription by RNA polymerase II. Lineage: Eukaryota; Metazoa; Chordata; Chondrichthyes; Orectolobiformes; Hemiscylliidae. Gene Ontology annotation, molecular function: RNA polymerase II cis-regulatory region sequence-specific DNA binding; DNA-binding transcription activator activity, RNA polymerase II-specific. Gene Ontology annotation, cellular component: nucleus. The record is from RefSeq and is a predicted model, not a curated record.